Myiozetetes cayanensis is the source of this 3082-nucleotide messenger RNA. It is a transcript of the gene SFSWAP, whose product is annotated as splicing factor SWAP. NCBI's taxonomy places the organism in Eukaryota, Metazoa, Chordata, Aves, Passeriformes, Tyrannidae. Gene Ontology annotation, biological process: RNA processing; mRNA 5'-splice site recognition. The record is from RefSeq and is a predicted model, not a curated record. Gene Ontology annotation, molecular function: RNA binding.
GGGUGAUGGCGGCCGUGGCGCUGCGGGGCCGGCGGGUUUAGCGCGGGCCCGGCCCUGGCCGCACUCGCUGCUCGGACAGUCGCUGUGCCUGCGAGCCGCCGCCGCCUCGCUGCGGGCCCCGGCCAUGUACGGAGGGGCCGGAGGGUCUCGACGGACUCCGGAAGAAGCAGGCCCGCCGCCCCUGAUGUUGUUGUCAGGCGGGGCAGCGGUGCCCGGGCCCCCCGGAGCAGGCGGAGGUGGAGGCGGGAAUAGCCGUGUGGAGCUGCUGGUGUUCGGCUAUGCCUGCAAGCUGUUCCGGGAUGAUGAGAAGGCCCAGUACCAGGAACAGGGGCGGCACCUUAUUCCUUGGAUGGGAGACCCCAAGAUCAUGAUCGAUAGGUAUGAUGGGCGUGGUCACCUGCAUGACCUCUCUGAGUACGAUGCUGAGUAUUCCACGUGGAACAGAGAUUAUCAGCUGUCGGAAGAGGAGGCUAGAAUAGAAGCCCUCUGUGAUGAAGAGAGGUAUUUAGCCUUGCAUACGGACUUGCUUGAGGAGGAGGCAAGGCAAGAGGAGGAAUAUAAAAGACUGAGUGAAGCUUUGGCAGAGGAUGGUACCUAUAAUGCAGUGGGAUUCCGUUAUGGCAGUGAUUAUUAUGACCCUUCAGAACCCACUGAGGAGGAGGAGCACCAGCCUGCAAAACAAAGAGAAGCAGCUCAGACAGAAAAUAUAGAGGAAAAUGAAGAACCUUUCGUUGCCCCUCCGGGACUGAAUGUACCCUCUGAUGUGGAACUGCCCCCGACAGCGAAGAUGCACGCCAUCAUCGAGCGGACGGCCAACUUCGUGUGCAAGCAGGGAGCGCAGUUCGAGAUCAUGCUGAAGGCCAAGCAGGCCCGCAACUCCCAGUUCGACUUCCUGCGCUUCGACCACUACCUCAACCCCUACUACAAGUUCAUCCAGAAGGCCAUGAAGGAGGGACGAUACGCGGCCCCUUCCGAGAGCAAAGCGGACGACAAGAAACACUCGAGAGUCAAAUCUGAGGAAGAUGAUGAUGAUGACGACGACGAUGAUGGAAAUUAUCUGCAUCCGAGUCUCUUUGCAUCAAAAAAAUGCAGUAGGCUCGAAGAGCUCAUGAAGCCUUUGAAGGUGGUAGACCCCGAUCACCCCCUUGCAGCGCUGGUGCGCAAAGCGCAGUCAGACAACAACUCCUCCACAGCACAGUCAGCAGACGGGGCAGCUGUGCAGACGUCACAGGCAGAAUACUCCUCUGAUUCAACGGUGGCAGCCAUGUAUUACAGCUACUACAUGCUCCCUGACGGCACCUAUUGCCUCGCACCUCCGCCUCCAGGAAUAGAUGUUGCCACCUACUACAACGCCCUGCCCGCAGGGGUGACUGUGUCCAGCACUACAGGGGUAGCAGCAGUGCCCCCCCCUGGCACCACACCCCCACCUCCCCCAGACACGAGUGACAGCAGCAGUGGGUUGACUUCCACCACAACAUCUACAAGCACAAUUGCUCCAGUGGUUGCCAUUAUACCUCCGCCUCCAGAUAUCCAACCCGUCAUUGAUAAGCUGGCUGAGUAUGUCGCUAGGAAUGGGGUAAAAUUUGAAACCAGUGUUCGUGCCAAGAAUGAUCUCAGGUUUGAGUUCCUGCAACCAUGGCACCAGUAUAAUGCUUAUUAUGAAUUUAAAAAACAGUUCUUCCUUCAAAAAGAGAGCAGUGACAACUGCCAGGGAGUAUCUUCCUCUGAAGAUGUUCCAGCAGACACUGCCAGUGAUACACCAAGUGAGACUCAGUUUGCAGAUGAACAUGCACCUGAGGAUGCAUCUGAGCCAAGCUCUAAAGGAGUUCCAGGAACUAAAAAAGAUGUUCCUCCUCCUAAAGCUGUCAGUGAUGGCAAACUGGUGAAAGCAUCGUUUGCUCCAAUAAGCUUUGCAAUCAAGGCCAAAGAAAACGACCUCCUUCCUUUGGAGAAAAACCGGGUUAAAUUAGAUGAUGACAGCGAUGAGGAGGAAGAGGAGGGAAAGGAAGGCCAAGAGAAUGCAAACAGUGCUUCAAACCACACCCCAGCAGUUACCACCCCUUGUGCUGCUCCAGAAGAGAAGAAACCUCAGCUUACACAGGAGGAGCUGGAAGCUAAACAAGCAAAGCAGAAACUAGAGGACAGAUUAGCAGCUGCUGCAAGGGAGAAGCUUGCCCAGGCUUCCAAAGAAUCCAAGGAGAAGCAGCUGCAAGCAGAGCGCAAAAGGAAAGCUGCGCUGUUCUUGCAGACCCUGAAAAACCCUCUGGCAGAGGCAGAGACUGAGAAAAUGGAGGAGAAUUCCUUCAGUAACGAGACUGUCAAUAGUAUACCAUGUCCUGUGACUGCAGUCAGAACUUUACCCACCUUGGAAGUCAAACAGGCAGAAAGGCCUUCAAGCAGAAGCAGAGAUCCUCCCAGGGAUGAAGAAAAGGAGAAGAAAAGGAAAAAACACAAGAAAAGAUCUCGGUCGAGAUCUCGAUCGCCAUUCAAGUAUCACUCAUCAUCUAAGUCCAGAUCCAGGUCACACUCAAAAGCAAAGCACUCACUUCCCACUGCCUACAGAACUGUCAGGCAUUCAAGGUCACGAUCCAGGUCUCCCAGGAGAAGGGCUCACAGCCCCGAGAGGCGGCGGGAGGAGAGGAGCGUCCCCACAGCCUAUCGGAUCAGCAACAGCCCCGGCAACAGCAGGAAACGGCCCCGCUCCAAAAGUCCCCAUGAAAAGAAGAAGAAGAGGCGGUCUAGAUCACGUACCAAAUCCAGAGCCAGGUCUCCCUCACCAUCCAUGUCACCAGGCAAACCAUCCACACACAAAAAUUCCGCACAUUCAACCAGUGUCUCUCCUGUGGAGAGCAGGGAAUCCAGCCAGGAACGCUCCAGGGGAGUUUCUCAGGAAAAAGAUGGCCAAAUCUCUUCAGCAAUUGUGUCUUCAGUGCAGAGUAAAAUCACUCAGGAUCUUAUGGCCAAAGUGAGAGCAAUGCUUGCAGCUUCCAAAAACAUCCAAACUAGUGCCUCCUGAGACCUGUUGAACUGACCAUCAAGAAAUUGUGUGACAAAAGAACAAUUGGGAAAAAAAAAACAAAAA